GGCGGCGCGGGCCGGCGCACGGUCGAUAGCUGCCGGGCACGGGCACGGCCAUGAUGCGCGACGCGUGCACGCGCAAGCGGCCUCGACGUGCUGCUGUGUGAGUGUUGUGUUGUUGUGUGGACGCGUGAACGCCUCGCCCCUUGCGGUCGGCGCCUUGUGCUUUCGGAUUAUUUUUCAAUAAUGCAGCUGUCUAAUGGAGUCUAGCUUAGGCGAAAGGAAAGCCGAUUCAUGUCUUGCGCUGCAUCUACCUGCUAUGUUAUCCGAUACACGUGAAGGCGAGCCCGGGGGCGAGCGGCGGCGGUGCGCGGGCGCGGGCGGUGUGUCGCGCGGCAUGCGGCGCCGCCCGCUGCUGCUGUUGCUGCUGCUGGCGUUACUGCGCGCGCACGGCCUGCUCGCCGCGUCCGGAGAAGCCGAUUAUACAUUGGACGACUCCUUUUGGAGUGAGGAUAGUGCUUUUGGUGACCAACACGAAGAAAAUAAAUCAGAUGAGGUGGAGCGACUGCUACGGGAGUACCGUCAGAACCAAGAUCUGGUACGAAAUAUUGGAUCACACUAUUACCAAAUCAUCUAUCCCGUGCAGCUUCGACACCACGAGAAAAUGGGGAUUUCGACCAGAGAAAUUGCACCAAAGGGUCGAGGUCCUGAAUACCAGCAGGGGUCACGGUUGCGAUCAAGGACCGGCAAGCACUUUCAUCGUACAUCACUUCUCAUCAAAGCCUUCAAUCACAAGUUUCGUCUUGAUCUCGAGCUUAAUACGCAACUGCUAGCGCCGAAUCUGAAGCAAACGCAAUACCUGGCAAAUGGUGCCGAGAGCGAAGUGAGAACGGAAAUUGAGCACUGCUAUUACCACGGCACCGUUAAGGAUUACCCAGGCGCAUCUGCGGCCUUCCAUACCUGCAACGGCGUGUCCGGUGUCAUUCACAUCGGCAACGAAACCUUCGUCAUUCAUCCCUUCUACGGCGGCGAUCUAUCGCAGAAGCACCCACAUGUGAUCUUUGAAGCGCGGACGAAGAUGAACCAAGGGUGUGGCAACAGACUCGAACAGCGACAGAAGAAUAGACGUACGAAACACAUCGAAUACAUCCAGACCGUGCUAGCUGAUGAUUCAAGUUACAAAGGUAAAACUUUAGAGUGGUGGCAGACCAACCUUAGUCUAAGAGCCCUCAAGAGACUUAGAAGAGAUGUAAGAGAAACCACGAAGUACAUCGAAACGGCACUGGUGAUAGACAAGGCGAUGUUUGACAGAAGAAAUGGCAGCACACGGUCCGAAGUUGUCCAUGACGCAAUACAAGUUGCCAAUAUAGCUGACUUGUAUUUUCGCACACUAAACACCCGAGUGUCUCUCGUCUACAUCGAGUCAUGGCAGAGUGCGGACCAGGCGGACAUCGACAGGAAACAGGACAUCACUCGCGCCAUACAGAAGUUUAGCGACUAUAGCGCAAGGAAACUUUUCAAGAUCGAGAAGGACACCACUCAGCUCUUAUCCGGUUUGACGUUCCCUGGUGGUGAAUCCGGGAUUUCCGUGCCGGAUACAAUGUGCACGCCAAAGUCCGUCGGUAUAUCCGUAGACACGAAUACCUACGAACCUCAUCUACUGGCUGGAACGAUGGCACACAUGAUCGGUCAUAAUAUUGGUAUGGGUCACGACGACGGCCGAGAAAACUGCUUCUGCAGGGAUUGGCACGGAUGCAUAAUGGCGCAGUCCAUUGUUGGGUUGGAAAACGUCCAGCCCUACAAGUUCUCAGAGUGCUCGAAGAAUGAUUAUAUCAACGAGUUGCGUAUUGGACAGGGAUUAUGUUUGCUCAAUAAACCGAAUGAGUUGGUAGUUCAUCGUCAAUGUGGAAACGGACGUCUGGAUGAGGGCGAGGAGUGCGACUGUGGGACGAUAUCUGAGUGUCAGCAUCUGAAUCCAUGUUGCGAUCCCUUUACUUGUAGGCUCACUAAGGAGUCGCAAUGUGCUGAAGGAGAGUGCUGUGAGCGAUGUCAGCUAAAGCCACGCGGUAUCACAUGUCGGGAAGCGACUAACGAAUGUGAUCUCGAAGAAACCUGCACCGGCCUAUCCGGUUCUUGUCCUGUAGACGCUUACCGGAAGAACGGCGAGCCCUGCGAGUCCAGCAAGGGAUACUGCUUUGCUGGACAAUGCCCUACACUGUCCACGCAGUGCGAAAAAAUCUGGGGCACGGGCUCAAAUGGGGCAGAUAAAGAAUGCUUCGAACAGUUCAACUCCAAGGGUUCGGUUACAGGACACUGUGGGCAAGACAAUGGUGGCAAUUAUAUGAAAUGCGAUGCAGAGAACGUGAGAUGCGGUUCGCUGCAAUGUCAAUCCGGCAACAGAUAUCCCGUGGUACCGGGUAUGGACGAAUACUACACGAGAACUGUUAUUACUAUCAAAGGCAAUGAAUAUGAUUGCAAAGCGACCACAGGUUUACCAGAACAUUCCGAAAUUGGGCGCUUGGGGCUGGUCCAGGACGGGACCCCGUGCGGAGACAACCUCAUCUGUGUCAAUCAAACCUGCACCUCCAUCUUCCCGUACAUUGAUCACACCAAGUGCCCAACCGACCACAACAACAAUGAGUGCUCCGCCAGAGGGACUUGUUCAAAUGUAAACAAGUGCGUGUGUAACCGAGGAUGGACUGGACCGGACUGCUCGCAGCCGGACGCCCUGCCGCCGUCGCCGACGCCCUACGUUCCGGACAACGCUACCAAAGCGGCUUACAACAUGACAAAGAAGGAAACGCCGUAUGAGAACUACCACGGCUCGAACACGGUAUUCCUCGUGGCGGUGCUCAUGUCUGUGGUAGGGGGGGUAUUCAUAGUAUUUGCCCUGAGCGCUCUCUGCUACAGGUCAGUCGUAGUACACAAAAACUUCUCCCUGUGCCUAAGGAAAAAGAGUACGCUACCGAAGUACGACCCUCCGUACGUGAAGAAACCGAUCGCAAAAAGCUUCGCAGCCGGUUCCACUACAUCGAAUAAUUCGCAAGAGGACAUAUCGCUUGACGGUGGGAAGAUGCACGCCUUUAAUAACACGUUUAGCCGCGGAGACUCCCAGCGCGUGAUCUUCAGACACGGGAAUCACAUGUCGGGAGCUGGCAACACUAGCAGAUAUCCAGACCAUAAGCAAAUGAAACGUGUACAUUCCGGUAGUGAGGACGAACCGACCCAUUCUGGCGAAGAAGACAUCGCCUUCAUAGACGUAGCUUCUAACUCAAUGGCAAAACUGCCAGAAAAGGGUAUUCUGAAGAAGCAUGGAUAUGGUGCAGUGGACGGUAAGGACAAGUGGGCGGAAGACUCGCAGUCCGAGCAGCUGGAGGCUGGAUCACAAUCAGACGGACAGGAGCCAGCAGGGGCUGUCGCAGACAUGGAGUACAAGUUUAAGGAUUUGAACGGCUAUCACGAAAACAUAAUCGUAGCGUUAAAGACAGCCGCCGCCCAGCGAGCAAGUGCUGGUGCUGCCGUCGGCUCUGGAGACCUGCGAGCUCUCCAGGAAUACGAAUAUAAGCGAGAAAGAGCACCCAGCGCUGAGAAAAUCCAUGAAGCCGAUUUGAGAAGACAGCGAGGCGAAGAGGAAGAAGACGAAGCACCACCAUGCGGACCGAUAAGGAUCAGGAACUUAGAAGAUUUGAUCAGACAGCUCGAACAUCACUCCAGCAGACACAUGAGCCCGUCUGGAUCGGAAGAUAUAAGAAUGUCGGAGACGGAAGCCGAUAGACAUUAUCGAAUUGAAGGAGAAGUACCAGCUCGUUGUCGCGGCCGCAUCGGUGCCGGCGAGGAGGAGUCCCGCUUCGGCUACCCGCGGUUCCGCGGCAGCGCGCGUCACCACCCCGCCAUGUUCGCGGCGCCCGCGGCCACGUCCCCGGCGCUCCUGGCGCACGCGCCGCACAGCUCGCACGGGACGCACCCGGCGCACGGGACGCAUGGCGCGCACCCGGGACAUGUCGUCGCGCACGGGACGCACCGUGUCCCGCCGGAUGACGACGCGCUCUACGAAACCGCGGACACAGAAAGAUUACGCGAUGCACCCGACAGCGAGAGUGAUGAAUUUAUUCAAGCUCAACAACAGUUAGCCCGGUGGGCGAGUGAAGAGGCGGUGCCGGUGGAGCGCGACUACUUCCCCUCGCCGACCUCCCCGCUCCCCCAGCUCGGCUCUCCGCGAUCUCCGGCCAGCUCCGGCAGCGAGCGCCCGGCCGCCUUCCCCGAGUACACGCACUGACCCCCUGCCCGCCACCACUAGCCCUAGGACGCGCGUAGUGGACAUGUGAAUACGUAAUCGUUAAAAGUCAAAUGUAAAUAAUGAAUCUAAUUGCACCGACUUUAACGAUUUGACUGAAAUAAUUAGAUUAUUUAAGAGUUAAAUCGUCAAUCACAAGCCGCGCCGUCGCCGGGUCGCGUUCUUUUAAAUAUUUAUAUUCGUUUUAAAUCGAUACGCUUUAUAUACUCUUAUCUGGGUUCCGGGCCGGCGGCGGGGCGGCCGCGCGUCGGAACACAAGUCGGGGCACGCGGCGGGACGCGCGGCGGGCGUGCGUCGGGACGCGCGGCGGGACGCGCGCCGGGACGCGCGAGCAGCUGUCGUCGGGUCGCUCGAACUCGGAACGCGACCGCCGAGUGGCUUACACUUAGAUAGGCGUUUAACAAAUUCUGGUGACGUAGUAUCCGUCGAAGCUUUAAUCGAGCCGGCUCGACACCGUUCGCGAGCUCGAGACGUGCGAUCUGUGAAUUCAUCGUUCGAGCGAUCGUUUCGUGUUUCCGGUUUCGUCACCGUGUGUCCGGAGGCCGGUAGGAAGGCGGGCGUCGCAACCGUCCCCGGAGAGUAAACGAUCUCAUCGCACCGAAUCACCUCUCCGAAACGCCCAACUUCACAGACACACGUUCGGUUAGUUAAUACAACGGUAACACCAAUCUGUGCGAGUGCGACACAGCGGUUUCUUAUGCGAGUUUCGUUGGAGAACUUCUGUAAGACGUUACGCUCGGAGGUCUCGAACCGUAAUCGUAAUCUAAUAAUGUUUUUGUAUUUAGAUACAUAAAAUACACAUAUUCUAAAAUAGUUAUCUACAUUGAUGUGAAUAUAAGUUAUUUCGGAUUCAAAGUAUAUAUAUGUAUACAUGAAUAUAUAUAUAUGGUAUGUAUAAUUAUCGAAACGAAUUUACGCUGAUGUGAAAGACGUAUGUUGAAAGGGGACACUGCUUUCGAUGGGAUGUAAUGCAUCGGAUUAGAAACGAUAUAGCUUAGACUUUAGAUAUACUCUUGAUAUAAAACGUGUAAGUACCUAUGUUAUCGGUUGAAUCCACUCGUGGAAGGUGUAACCAUAGUUAGCGAAAAAAUUACGUCAACAUACGAUUUUAUCGAGCAUAAUAUUUCAUCGAGAUAGUGUCCUUGUAUGUUACAGUUUUCGUUCAUUUUAUUAUGACAAUUUAGAAAGUUAUUGUUUCAUUCGGGUUUACGCUAGGCUAGGUGGCGCCGCCACGAUUAUAGGAACUAGUAACUUAAAGUUAUAUAAUAUUGACUAGAAAAAAAUACUUCAUCUAGCCCACGUUGAUCGACAUAGGCACAGCGAGCUCUACGAACACUAGUCAACUAAAUAACCAGCGGUCACACCGGUGGCAAACCGACUUUAAUCAAUCGCCAAGUUCGUUGACCCGCGUUAUUACUCUCAUCGAUAAAAAAGCGCAACUACGCCGAUGUCGAUCGCCAUUGCACAAGCUGCGGCCCUACGACCGCGAUCAUAAUAAUUAAUCUCUUAGAUAAACGUUAUAAUAUAUUAUAUAAGGUAAACUAGGUAACUAAUUACGCGUACAGGGUAGUCUCGUUACUUAUGCUCUGUACUGGGUACGACACUCGCGACCGGUGCGGAGGCGACCGCCACAGACUCAAAAUAUUGAAUGAUAUAACCAGUAGGCUGUAAAAUGUAUGUAUCAAUUCGUAGGAAUAACAAUGUUGAAUAUUAGUAUAGGGUAUAGAAUAAGUACGUUUAAUUAUUUUAUCGCACAAUAAACAGCAUCGCUUCAUAAAUUACGUAGAAAAAUCGUUGUAAAUAGUGUCUCUAUACAUCAGCACACCUGAUUAUAUAAAAUAGCUCACAAUAGGCACAUUUAUAACUCGUGAUUUUUCUUAAGGAAAAUAUUUUACUGCCAUUUCUUAGUCUAUUAAAGAAUAUUUCAAAACUAGUAUUUAAGUAUGUUUCCUUUGCAUUUGCUUUAAAAUGCAAAUUGUACGAUCGUGGCGAAUAUAAGGAUAUAUGUGUAAUGUUUACUGAUAUUGUUGAAAUGUGUGGUCGUGGCCCGAGUGUCCUUCGCACCGCGCCAAGCGUUUUGUUAUCCCACUGACACAGCGUGAACGUCAUGUGUAUUGCGGAAUUCGUGAAGAACAGAGAGAUCGGCAGCUUCAUAAUUCACUUUUUUAUGAAGCCAAUGUGAAUCGUCGGUGCGUGUUGUGUCUGUAAAAUGUACGCGUUAGUGGACCGUCGUCUCGUUCGCGCAAGCGAGUGUCAAUCCCAGGAGGCGUCGCGUGCGCGCGCGUUUUAUAUCCAAACAUACAUGCGCGGGAAAGCAUAGCAUAGCCCUCUCAUGAUCCAGCGUAUGGCAAUAAUUGACUGUGAAUUGUCAUACAAUACUUGAACCAAAUCUUGAGGAUACGAAACCAGUAUCAUUUUCCUUUUUUAUCGUUAUAUUUUUAAUAAAAUUUCAAUUAUUAGUCUUAAAAUCGUAAUUUAAACGUAAGAGUGAAUUUCCCGCGCAUUCGUGUACCGCGCAGGCCUAAUACGUCAAUUGACGGCGCCAUACACGGUCAUUGCUCACGGUAGUGCUCUGGUGUCCUGCAAAUUUCAUCAUUUUUUAUCUGUGCGAUCGACUCGUUCAUAACUUUUUUUAUCUGUCAUUGUAGAAGUGCCAAAGAAAUUGUUUUAUGUAAAUAUUUUAGACAGUAAAGCAAUUGUUAGAUUGUAUAAUGUUAUUUAAAUUUUAUUAUAAAGGAUUUGAAUUCAACUGAAAUGUUU
Molecule: messenger RNA, 6988 nt
Organism: Vanessa atalanta (red admiral)
Lineage: Eukaryota; Metazoa; Arthropoda; Insecta; Lepidoptera; Nymphalidae
Gene: mmd
Product: disintegrin and metalloproteinase domain-containing protein 22
Exons: 29
Coding region: 194-4210 (1338 amino acids)
Biological process (GO): membrane protein ectodomain proteolysis
Molecular function (GO): metalloendopeptidase activity
Source: RefSeq, a predicted model, not a curated record